This is a messenger RNA of Lycium ferocissimum, 1333 nucleotides long. Its product is annotated as serine/threonine/tyrosine-protein kinase HT1-like. The coding region runs from base 32 to 1156 and encodes 374 amino acids. NCBI's taxonomy places the organism in Eukaryota, Viridiplantae, Streptophyta, Magnoliopsida, Solanales, Solanaceae. Gene Ontology annotation, molecular function: protein kinase activity; ATP binding. Gene Ontology annotation, biological process: protein phosphorylation. The transcript has 3 exons. The record is from RefSeq and is a predicted model, not a curated record.
GGUUGUGUUUUGACAAAAUAUUUUUUUUACCAUGGCUACUUGUUUUAAUCCAUUUAGGCUGAGAAGGUCUAAGAGUAAACCAUUAGAAAUGCCUUCAUCUUCUUCAAGAACUAGGUGGAAUUUAUCUGAUAUGGAAACAAUGGACAAGAAAAGAUUUGAUAGUUUAGAUUCAUGGUCAAUGAUAUUAGAAUCUGAUAAUGUUGAAACUUGGGAAGUAUCUAAAGAGGAUCAAGAGGAAUGGACAGCUGAUUUGUCUCAGCUUUUUAUAGGUAACAAAUUUGCUUCUGGUGCACAUAGCAGAAUUUAUAGAGGAAUUUAUAAGCAAAGAGCAGUUGCUGUAAAAAUGGUUAGAAUUCCAACUCAUAAGGAGGAAACUAGAGCUAAGCUUGAACAACAGUUCAAGUCUGAAGUUCGUCUGCUUUCGAGUUUAUAUCAUCCCAACAUUGUGCAGUUCAUUGCCGCUUGUAAAAAGCCUCCUGUAUACUGUAUCAUUAUGGAGUACAUGUCACAAGGAACAUUGAGGAUGUAUCUCAACAAGAAAGAGCCUUAUUCACUUUCCGUAGAAACUAUUUUGAGGUUAGCUCUCGAUAUAUCACGAGGGAUGGAGUAUCUUCAUUCACAAGGGGUGAUUCAUAGAGACCUCAAAUCAAGUAAUUUACUUCUGAAUGACGAAAUGCGUGUCAAGGUUGCAGAUUUUGGGACGUCGUGUCUUGAGACACAGUGCCGGGAAGCCAAAGGAAAUAUGGGAACUUACCGUUGGAUGGCACCAGAGAUGAUUAAGGAAAAACCUUAUACUCGCAAAGUUGAUGUGUACAGUUUCGGAAUUGUGCUCUGGGAGCUCACAACAGCUCUGUUACCAUUUCAAGGAAUGACCCCCGUGCAAGCCGCUUUUGCUGUUGCUGAGAAGAAUGAACGACCACCCUUGCCGGCCAGUUGUCAACCAGCACUUGCACACCUCAUAAAACGCUGCUGGGCGGCGAACCCCUCGAAGAGGCCAGACUUCAGAGACAUCGUUUCUGCUCUAGAGAAGUACGACGAAUGUGUCAAGGAAGGCCUUCCGCUGACUCUCCAUUCAGGACUAGUCAGCCGAAACGCCAUUAUUGAACGCUUGAAAGGCUGUGUAUCCAUGAGUUCAUCUAUAAUUGUACAUGUCUGACUCUUUUUUACCAAACAAUAAUUGCCAUUUGUAUUUGAUCAAAAGCCUUUUGGUUCUCCAAUAGGUUUAGUAAAUUACAACUUGUAUAUAUUCAUUAAUGUGUACUUAUCACAUCUGAUGUAAUCCAUGUUAUAGGAUAUUUAACAUUAAUAUGAAUGGUCUGCUGGUGGCAUUUCA